CAGACCUGUGUGUCAGGCAAAGUAUUUCCUCCCACUUGUUCUCCUCUCGCCGUGACUGCAAAGCUGUCGGCAGCGCUAGAUUCCCCAGUGGCUCACAAUGGCUGAGGGUUUGAGAGCAGCGGUUGCCAGCCAGACGAAGAGACUGAACAGCAGCAGUGAGGUGGUUGAAAGGCUAGAAGAAAAUGGACAUCAAAAUAAAAAAUUGAAGAGAGAUGCAGAUGAGGAAGAUGCGGAGGAUCAGAAUAAAAAGUCACCCAAAAGGAAGAUUGUGUUGUUGAUGGCAUAUUCAGGGAAAGGCUACCAUGGGAUGCAAAGAAACGUGGGAUCUUCACAGUUCAAGACAAUUGAAGAUGACUUGGUAUCUGCCCUUGUUCAGUCAGGCUGCAUCCCAGAAAACCAUGGGGAAGAUAUGAAGAAAAUGUCUUUUCAGCGGUGUGCUCGAACAGAUAAGGGUGUGUCUGCAGCUGGACAGAUUGUGUCGCUAAAGGUCAGGCUAAUAGAUGACAUCUUAGAAAAGAUCAAUAACCAUCUUCCUUCUCACAUCAGAAUUCUGGGUCUGAAGAGAGUCACUGGGGGAUUCAACGCCAAGAACAAAUGUGAUGCCAGAACCUACUCUUACAUGCUGCCAACAUUUGCCUUUGCCCAUAAAGACCAUGAUCUGCAAGAAGAGGUUUAUCGACUGGACAAAGAGACCCUUGAAAAAGUCAAUAAACUGCUUGCAUGCUAUAAAGGAACACACAACUUCCACAACUUCACGUCUCAGAAAGGACCCAGGGACCCCAGUGCCAAGCGGUACAUCAUGGAGAUGUACUGUGGAGAGCCAUUCGUGAGGGAAAACAUAGAAUUUGCAGUGAUCAAAGUGAAAGGUCAGAGUUUCAUGAUGCACCAAAUAAGGAAGAUGAUUGGGCUGGUGAUAGCUAUUGUGAAAGGUUAUGCUGCCGAGUCUAUCAUAGAGCGCAGCUGGGGAGAGGAGAAAGUAGAUGUCCCCAAAGCCCCAGGACUUGGGCUGGUCUUGGAAAGAGUACACUUUGAAAAAUACAACAGACGUUUUGGAAAUGAUGGGCUGCAUGAGCCACUGGAGUGGACAGAGGAGGAGGAGAAGAUUGCUGUUUUCAAAGAGCAGUAUAUCUAUCCUACCAUUAUCAACACAGAAAGGGAGGAGAAAUCCAUGGUGAACUGGCUAAACACCCUCUCCAUUCAUGACUUCAACUCCUCUGCUGUUGGGAUGCAAGCCAACAACAAAAAUUCAAAGAACAGCAGUGAUCUUGAAGGCAGUGAUGGUUGUGAUGAUGAUUCUGACUGAGCCAGUAAGUGGCUGGACAUGGGACCCUUACUGCUUGCAAUUCCCUUUGUCUACAAAAAAGUGGCCUUUCUAAAUCCAAGAAUCCAGUAAAGCAGGGGUUUGUGUGCUUGCAGAACAAGAACCAGAUGCCCAGGAGAAACUGGGUGGAGAAGACAGUGCGGUAGAAAAAGUAGAAGCUUUUUAUACCACUGACUGAUUCACCUGACUGAUAUACUUGAAAACAGUGUAACGAAAAAGAAGCUUUCUAAGAGAAUCCUGUAAUGCAGGAUAUCUUAAUUGCUAUUUGAAUAAUGUUUUUAUUAUAUGUUUACCUGGAAAAUAGUAUUUUAAAUAUGUAUAAUCUCUACAUAAAGAUGGGGCAAAUAAUUUUAAUAUACUCUUUUUUAUUAUUAUUAUGACAUUAUGACUCCAUGAACUUUUGAAAUUUUUUUUAUUAUUAUUAUUUUCUUCACCCUUACUUAACCUGAUCUCUAAACACCAUUAAGCUUUUAUUUUUCCUUGUCAUCCGUGACUGUCCUGUGGAAUAACAUGCAUGGGUUAGGAACUCAUUAUGGUGCUGACUGCUGUGAAUUCUUUUCGUAUCGAAACAAAUUUUCUGUGUUUUCUAAAGCUUUGCAAGUCUAAAAGAAAUGAUUCCUUACUCAGUGAGAGGUCUUAAUUUUGGAACGUGGCCUGAACCAUCUAUUUCAAGGCGAGACCUUUUCUUUGGGAGAUGUCAUCAUCCCAGUAUUGCCCACAUGCUUGGGCAGACUCAAGAACAUAGCUCCGUGGCUACGUGUGUAAUUGGGCCUUUAAUGCCUGAGGUAUCAUUUCACAGACCUGUAGUUGAGAUGUGAGAUGAUGUAAAUUAAUUGUUAGGACUGCAAUACAAAGUGUGCAGCCAUGAAUGUUCUGGCGUUGCCUGUGGUGGAUCACUAAAUGUGUUGCUGCUGGUUUAGUAUUUCUGGUUUUAGUGGAAACUAUCUAGCCAUCUGCUAGAUUUGGGGUUGAAUCAAUUUAGUAUGCAUGAAAGGAAUGGUGCUGACUUCCUCUGGGCUUUAAUCAAGUCUGCCUUCACUUUGUAUGUGUGAACUCUGAAUUCCCAUCAAGCUGCUCAGAACAGAGGAAUGUGUGUGGUGAUACAGGAAGCACAUGUCUGAGGUCUGUCUUCCUUUGGGAACCUAUUUUAAUUUUCUGUGUUUUGGGGAUCUGCAUACUCUGGAGUUCUUGCUCUCCUUUCCCCAACUGUGGCUUGACUUCAGAUUCUUGUUUUCAACUCUCCGUGGAGGUGGUGGAACAAAACAACAAGUAAAGGCAGCAGCCUUCCUGCCUGUAGAACACUUUUGGAAGGAGUGGAACAAGACUCUCCAAGCAUUCGGGUAUUAGUAAGAGUGCUUGAUAUGAUCCCCUGAGUCUGUAUAGAGACUUGCUUUGUAAUAUGGUAGUUAUUGAAUAUAAGGAGUCAAGUCUUUGCUCCUUAAUUCAGUGGUUUCUGGCCAAAGCCUCUGAUUUUAUGACUCUUUCUGGAAAUUCUUUUUUUUUUUUUUUUCUUGCCAGGGCACAGCUGUCCUUAAAAAGGGAUUUGCUUAUUUAUUUUAUCUGGGUUUUAAUUAUUGCUUUUUAUUUUAUCUUGAAGGCCUUGCUCUAUUUUAUCAGAGUGAGUGUGUAAAAGUGUUCUGGAGAGGGACUCUACCUAGAUUUUCAUUUAUAUCCUUUGCUGGUUCAUACUAUUGACCUAAUCUGCAUUAGUCUUCUAUCCAAAGCUCUUUCUAUCCCUUUCAAUCUGAAAAAACCACCACCUUUAUUUGCUUAUAAUAAAGGCCCCCAAACUGG
Molecule: messenger RNA, 3115 nt
Organism: Gavia stellata (red-throated loon)
Lineage: Eukaryota; Metazoa; Chordata; Aves; Gaviiformes; Gaviidae
Gene: PUS1
Product: pseudouridine synthase 1
Exons: 6
Coding region: 98-1303 (401 amino acids)
Biological process (GO): tRNA pseudouridine synthesis; mRNA pseudouridine synthesis
Cellular component (GO): nucleus
Molecular function (GO): RNA binding; pseudouridine synthase activity
Source: RefSeq, a predicted model, not a curated record